Oncorhynchus kisutch (coho salmon) is the source of this 1310-nucleotide messenger RNA. RefSeq names its product X-linked retinitis pigmentosa GTPase regulator-interacting protein 1-like. Bases 303 to 692 code for a protein of 129 amino acids. The transcript is spliced from 2 exons. NCBI's taxonomy places the organism in Eukaryota, Metazoa, Chordata, Actinopteri, Salmoniformes, Salmonidae. The record is from RefSeq and is a predicted model, not a curated record.
GAUGGCGAUAUGCGUUUUUCAGGCGAUGCUAUCAGAGUGACGUAUAAUGUAGUGGACGGGACGCUUCUUCAACAACAUCUCGUCAGCCACCUCGGUAGCUUCCUAGCGGAAACGUUCAAGCUGUUCAGACUGCUUCGGUCUAUAUUUACUUCUGUAUUUGGAACAUAAUUCUGUCUUUUAACUAGUUUCCCCAUUUCAUGUCAUAUUUCCGUUUAGUCAGGUAACGGUAGCUGGCUUGAUAAAUGAGCCUAUCACUAGGCUAGUCGCUAACUAGCUAGGUUAGCUGGCUAACAUCCCCGACCAUGAGCUCAGCAAGCUGCUGCCCUCCUGCUAAAAAAGAGGUCUGCUGGAAGGAGAAAGAAGGUAUUUGGCUGAACGUUGUCGUGAAAGAGGAGAAUGAAGAGGAGGAUGUCACAGUAAACGAAGAAGUAGAGGGUGAGGCUGUUACACAGAAAGAAGAGGAAGAAAACGAUGAUACUUUAUUUGGAGUGAAUGAAGGAGAGAUAACUGUCAUAUUGAAGGAGGAGGAGAGGGAAGAAGAGGAGGAGAGGGAAGAUCUGAGUAACACCAGAGAGAGACCAGACUCUCCUUCUGACAGCAGGAAGAGUCCUUCAGGGAAACCAGACCCGAGACGUCCAAACCAGCAGGACGACAUCACUGCUCCCAGUGUGGAAAGAGUUUUACUCAGUUAGGGAGCCUGAGAACACAUAAGAGAAUACACACUGGAGAGAAGCCUUACCACUGUUCCCAAUGUGGAAUGUCGUUUACCCAGUUAGGGAGCCUGCAAACGCAUGAGAGGGGACACACAGGGGAAAAGCUUUUCCAAUGUUCCCAUUGUGGAAAGAGUUUUGGCCAGGUAGGAAACCUGAACAAGCAUGAGAGGACACACACAGGUAAGAAGAUGUACCGCUGCUCCCAUUGUGGAGAGAGAUUUACCCGGUUAAGGUACCUGAAAGAGCAUGAAGGAAUACAUACAAAUACACAGGAGGAGAAGACAUACCACUGCUCUCAUUGUGGAAAGACCUUUUCCCAGUCAGAGAACCUGAAAACACACGAGAGAAUCGAGAGGCUGUGUUCUGACUUGUGUUUUUGACUGAGAAUGUGUGUGUUUGUUUGGGCUGUCAGACUUGAGUUCACUUUGUGUAAUGUUAGUGCACUAUUAUUAAUUGUGAUUAAUCCAUUGUCUGAAAGGGUUAAAAACACACUGAAAACAUCCAGAAUACAUCCUAUAUACAGCUACAAUCUACAAUGCCAUGUAAACACAAGAUGACAUUGAGGUUAAAUAAAGUGUGAUUUAUCAAUGGAACAUA